GCAACUCACCAGGCGGAAGGUUGAUCAUAGUGUUUACAUCACCAUUGAUAAUGCCGGCCUGGACGCCAUAGUUCAUAUCGCCAAAGGAUGCCGUUAGCGCCAUAGUGUAGCUGUAAGCUCUCGGCUCUCAGCCCCAGCUUCCCCUCAUACAAAUUCUGUCAGCUAACAAGCUUUGCUCUAUCCUCUUUCCCCCUAAGUCUGACUUCUACUUCAGCAUUUCUACCCUUGCUGAUUCCUCAAUCGCCGUCAGACCCACAAUGGCCGACCCACUUAGCAUUACAGCCGCAGUCGUGGGCAUCACUGCGCCAGCCUUAGAAGGCGUACGACUACUUCUAAAUGACCUACAGCAGCUCAAAGACGCACCAAAGACUGUUAGGCGCCUGCUAGAGGACGUCCACUCUGUUGAUGCAGCGCUUAGCCUUCUCCAAAGCGUAGAGAAUAGGGAGUGGCAGUUGCUUGGCUCAGAUGUUAGUAAAGAGUCAGAGAGGACAAUCAGCAGCUGCACGCAAGCAUGCUCUCUCUUCCGGACCGACCUUCAACGAUGGACCAGGCACUCAGAGGAUGGGAAACUGGCGUGGCAAGAUCGCGCGAAAGUAGGACUCCUCAAGCAAGGGCAAAUCAAGGCGAUGUCUGAGCAGCUCCAAAACUGUAAACUAACC
This is a messenger RNA of Aaosphaeria arxii CBS 175.79, 659 nucleotides long. RefSeq lists its product as uncharacterized. The transcript is spliced from 2 exons. The annotation marks the transcript as partial. The record is from RefSeq and is a predicted model, not a curated record. NCBI's taxonomy places the organism in Eukaryota, Fungi, Ascomycota, Dothideomycetes, Pleosporales.